This is a messenger RNA of Fusarium oxysporum Fo47, 1458 nucleotides long. RefSeq names its product aldehyde dehydrogenase domain-containing protein. The transcript has 6 exons. The coding region runs from base 1 to 1458 and encodes 485 amino acids. Lineage: Eukaryota; Fungi; Ascomycota; Sordariomycetes; Hypocreales; Nectriaceae. The record is from RefSeq and is a predicted model, not a curated record. Gene Ontology annotation, molecular function: aldehyde dehydrogenase (NAD+) activity.
AUGCAGCUCGAACCGCACUUGACGCAAUUAUUUAUUAACAAUAAACCAACAAGCGUCACUGUACAUAAUCCGGCUACGGGGGAGCGAGUCAGCGAUCGUAUCCCUGUCGCUGGCAACGAAGACGUGAACGAAGCUGUUGCUUGCGCCAACGAGGCAUUCAAGCCAAACUCGCCCUGGCGGCAAAUGACACACACCGAGAGAAGGGACAUCUUGCUCAAAUUCGCGGAUCUCCUUGAGGCCAAUCAAGAGCGCCUUGCUUACCUCACUCGAUUGACCCUUGGAGCUCCAUACCUUCCAUUUGGCAAGUCUGAAAUUGGAACAGCUAUCGGUUGUUUUCGCUAUUACGCUGGGUGGGUGGACAAGCAUGCUGGUCAGAGUUUCCCAGCAGAUGAUGGAUUUUACAAAAUAGUGCGAAACGAGCCGCUUGGAGUCGUAGCAGGCAUUAUCCCAUGGAAUGGCCCAUUGGCGUCUGUUGGCCUCAAAGCAGCCCCAGCACUUGCAACUGGCAACGUCUUCAUCCUGAAGCCCAGCGAAAAGACGCCUUUCAUGGCCGCAGAGCUUGGAAAGCUUGUGCUUGAGGCCGGCUUCCCUCCUGGCGUUUUCCAGGUUUUGACAGGUGAUGGUUCGACAGGUGCAGCUCUCGCUUCGCAUAUGCGCGUUGCAAAGGUAAGCUUCACAGGAAGUAUCCCGACAGGAAAGAUCGUGCAGGUUCUGGCAGCCCAAAGCAACUUGAAGCGGGUGACGCUGGAGCUCGGAGGAAAGAGUCCUGCUGUGGUCUUUGACGAUGCGAAUCUCGAGAACGCAGUCAAAUGGGCUGUCAACGCACUCGUCACCAACUCUGGUCAGAUUUGCUUCGCAGCGACCAGAGUCUUUGUGCAAUCCAAGAUUUACGACAAAUUCGUAGCAGCUUACGUGGAGCGUCUCAAGGCAAAGAAGGAGGUUCUCGGUGACCCGGAGGCGCCCGGUACCGAGAUAGGACCUGUCGUGGACAAAACCCAGUACGAUCGCAUCAUGGGUUUUAUAUCUUCUGCCAAGGAGAACAAUGACGGAAAAGUAUUGACUGGCGGGCAACGAGUGGGUGAAAAGGCGAGUGACGGAUACUUUAUCGAACCCACCGUUUUUGCCGAGACAGACAAGACAUCCUUCAUCUACAAGGAAGAGAUCUUUGGACCAGUCGCUGUUAUCAACAAGUUCGACACGGAGGAGGAAAUCCUCGAGUUAGCCAACGACAGCAAGUACGGACUCAUGGCCGGGGUCUUCACUCAGGAUAUCAGCCGGGCGCUUCGUUUGAGCUCGCUGAUUGACUCUGGAGUUGUGGGCAUCAACUGCAUCAGCACUAUCUCGUUUUCGUGUCCUUUUGGUGGUACCAAGGAAAGCGGACUUGGUCGAGAGAAUGGAGAGCACGCGUUGAGGGCAUAUACAGAGCCAAAGACAAUUCUGAUCAACAUGGCAUACUAG